Molecule: messenger RNA, 1179 nt
Organism: Acanthamoeba castellanii str. Neff
Lineage: Eukaryota; Discosea; Longamoebia; Acanthamoebidae
Exons: 12
Source: RefSeq, a predicted model, not a curated record
CUGGAUUCGGAGGUGAAGACGGCUAAGCAGGUCGAGGAGGAAGAGCGGCGAAGGAGAGAGGAGAGGAUCAUCGACAAGAAGAAGGAGCACCUCAAAUCGAUCGAGGUCCUCAUCGACCAGCUGGAGCUUCCUGACGACGAAGAGGAAGAACUCGUGAGCGACCAGGGCAAUAAACAAUCGCCGGCGGCUCUCCGAGAGAGGCAGGAGUACGAUGCUAUCCAGCGCAAGUACAAGGAGCUCUUGAGCCUCACGGGCCAGCCCCUGUGGACGAGCGCGGAGGGUACAAAGGUGGACUCAAAGGUGGUGACCGCAACCGUUAAGAAGACGGUGGAUCAGGCCAAGGGUCUCGCCGACUCCCCUUCCACCUCCCCAGACAGACGAGACGUGAUCAUCGGCCGAGCGCGAGACUGCGUCACAGCUCUGGGGCCUUUCCUGCUCGCGGUCAAGGCUCUGAACCAGUUGAUAGACGACAUGCGGGCCUGCAGGAGGCCGAUGGAUCGGCCGGCAGUCGAUGCAUCGAUCAAGGAUGUGCAAGGGCUGCACAGCCGUCUCAUGCAAGCCUACGAAGCCUUGCUGGAGUCGUACAUGUAUUCUACGGGAGCGCCAUCGGGCAAGUCGGCGCCCAGCUCUCGCCCGCCCGACGCCUCUCCUGACCCGCAUUCGCCCAAGCCUCCACAGGAGUUCACCGGCGAACAGGCCAAGAAUGCCAUCCUGUACUCCUUCCGUGACUUCUACCUCAACACGGCCGCUCCGCCUGCGCCCGACACGCUCGCCCACCUCAGCUACGUCCCCUGGCAGCCCACCAGGGCCAUGCGCGAGUAUUGCAGCGACGCGAUCCAGUUGUUCAAGCCCAUCGUCGAGGCCGUCAACUCUCCGCUGGCUUCGCUCCACUUCCGAAGCUUUGCCGACCUCGUCACUAAGGAGAUCGAGCUGCUGGUGCCCAUCGCCAAGAUGAUCCAGCACGACCGCUACAAGUAUGCUGCGUUCGACAAGUUCCCGCUGGGGAUCAAGGUCUUCAUCAACUCGGUCGUCGUGUUCGUCGACGCCGUCAGCGUCUACAAGCAGCGUGGCGGCAACGUCGAGUUGAGCACGGCCAACCAUCGGAAGGACGAGCUGACGAACGCGCUCAAGAUGCUCCUCGCCACCAUCCGCAAGGUCAUUGACAACGCCGGGCCGUGA